Messenger RNA from Oreochromis aureus, 753 nucleotides. Its product is annotated as low affinity immunoglobulin gamma Fc region receptor II-like. The record is from RefSeq and is a predicted model, not a curated record. NCBI's taxonomy places the organism in Eukaryota, Metazoa, Chordata, Actinopteri, Cichliformes, Cichlidae. The transcript has 6 exons. Gene Ontology annotation, biological process: cell surface receptor signaling pathway. The coding region runs from base 1 to 753 and encodes 250 amino acids. Gene Ontology annotation, molecular function: transmembrane signaling receptor activity.
AUGGCUUUAACCAAAAAAUGGGCGAGUGCAGCUACUCUUCAUGUGUCUCCUAACAGACUCCAACACUUUCAGUAUGAGCGUUUAUCUUUUGAUUGUGAGAGCCCUGAUGGUUCUACUGAACUGAGAGGAGUCAAAACCACUGAGGAAAAGUUAGAAUCUUUUAGUCCAGUAUGUAACAGUAAAAGAACUUCGUCUUCAUGCACAAUUUCUCAAACUUAUCUAACAGACAGUGCAGAGUACUGGUGUGAGGUUAAAGGGGGUCAGAGAAGCAACAGUGUCAACAUUACCAUAACUGGUGGUUCUGUGAUCUUAGAGAGUCCAGUUUUCCCUGUUUUUGAGGGACACAAUGUGACUCUCCGCUGCAUAAACAAGACAACUCACAUCAACCAAAGUGCAAAUUUCUACAAAGAUGAUGUCCUCAUAGACCGGAGCCCUUCUGACAACAUGCACAUCAACAGUGUUUCCAGCUCUGAUGAAGGACGAUACAAGUGCAGCAUUUCUGGUGUUGGAACAUCACCAGAAAGCUGGCUUCAUGUCAGAUCAGAUGCUUCACCAGAGACCCUGUCAGAUGACUCCAAUUCCAAUCCUGACUUAAUCCUGCUGUGGAUUGUGUUGCCUAUUUUAGUGAUAAUAUUGAUGCUGCUGGUGGUCAGAUUUCUUAAUACUUGCAAACACAGAGUUUCCUCAAAGACAUCAGCAGCGACAAACUCACAUGGAGACCAUCCAGGAGAUUUUCUUAAGAUUCCAAAUUAG